CCGCCGCCAUGUUGCUGCGCGGCAGCUGGCGUCGCCUGGCUCUACCUUCGGCGCCGCUCUCCUGGUACCGCCGGGCGGGCAGCGAGGUCGGAGCGGCAGCGGUACCGCGCUACGAGGUGGUGGUGAUCGGCGGGGGCCAUGCGGGGACGGAGGCGGCGGCGGCUGCUGCUCGCGGCGGGGCCCGCACGUUGCUGCUCACGCACAAGAUCGGCACCAUCGGGGAGAUGUCCUGCAACCCCUCCUUCGGUGGCAUCGGGAAGGGGCAUCUCAUGAGGGAGGUGGACGCCCUGGAUGGGCUGUGCGGCCGGGUCUGCGACCGCUCCGGGGUACACUACAAAGUGCUGAACCGCUGCAAGGGCCCAGCUGUGUGGGGCCUCCGCGCCCAGAUCGACCGCGGCCUCUAUAAGGAGCACAUGCAGAAAGAAAUCCUUAACACACCACUGUUGACAGUUCGUGAGGCGUCUGUGGAGGAUCUUCUCUUGACAGAGCCAGAACCAGACCAUCCUGGAAAGUGCCAAGUCACUGGAGUCGUUCUGGGGGAUGGGAGCACAGUACAUGCUGGGAGUGUUAUCCUGACCACCGGUACCUUCCUGAGGGGUAUGAUCCUCAUUGGACUCGACAUGUACCCAGCUGGGCGUCUGGGGGACCAACCAGCCAUUGGGCUGGCUCAGACUCUGGAGAAACUGGGAUUUGCUGUGGGCAGGCUGAAGACUGGAACACCACCCCGACUUGCCAAAGAUACCAUUGAUUUCAGCGGUCUGCAGGAACGUGCAGCUGACAAUCCUCCGGUGCCGUUCAGCUUCCUUAGUGAGGAUGUGUGGAUCAAGCCAGAAGAUCAGCUGUUGUGUUACCUGACUCGCACUACCCUGAAAGCCCAGGAAAUUAUCUGUGAUAAUCUCCACCUGAACAACCAUAUAAGGGAGACAACAAGGGGUCCACGGUACUGUCCAUCUCUGGAAUCAAAGGUUCUGCGCUUCCCAAACCGGGAACAUCAGGUGUGGCUGGAGCCUGAAGGCUUGGAGUCCAAUGUUAUUUACCCCCAAGGUGUGUCGAUGACACUGCCCCCUGAGCUUCAGGAGCAGGUGAUCAGGUCCAUCCCAGGCUUGGAAAAAGCCAAGAUCUUACAGCCAGGCUAUGGAGUGCAAUAUGACUUUUUAGAUCCCCGCCAACUGACUGCUUCUCUGGAGUCUCGCCUUGUUCAGCGCCUCUUCUUUGCAGGCCAGAUAAAUGGCACUACAGGCUAUGAAGAAGCUGCAGCUCAAGGUGUGAUUGCUGGGAUCAAUGCUUGCCUACGGGUUCAUGGCAAGCCCCCUUUCAUUGUCAGCCGCACUGAAGGCUACAUUGGUGUCCUGAUCGAUGACCUUACCACUCUGGGCACCAGUGAGCCAUACCGGAUGUUCACCAGCCGUGUGGAGUUCCGCAUGUCCCUCCGGCCUGAUAAUGCUGAUGCAAGGCUCACCCACAGAGGUUUUGAAGAAGCUGGGUGUGUGUCACAGCAGCGAUAUGAACAAGCAGUUAAGAUGAGAGCUGCUUUAGAGGAUGGAAUUGCAACGUUAAAAUCCCUUCAGUUCAGCAUAUCCAAAUGGUCCCAGUUAGUACCAGAAGUUCCUAUCAGUAGCGGUCGAAGGUUGCCUCUCAGUGCCUUUGAUGUCCUUCGAUAUCCAGAGGCCAACAUGGAGCUUCUGGCAAGGGCUGUCCCAGAGCCCCUGGGAAAGCUUGCUCAAUGGAGACAGCUGGCAGAGAGAUUGAAAAUAGAAGCUGCUUACGAGUGGUGUGUGGAGAACCAACAGCAGGAAAUAGAAGAAGUGCGUCGUGAUGAAGCCCUCCGACUGCCUGAGGACCUAGAUUACUUUGCCAUUGAUGCAUCCCUUUCAUUGGAGGUGCGGGAAAAACUGGACUCUAACCGUCCCCAGACGAUUGGUGCACUCAGCCGCAUCCCUGGAAUUACACCAGCUGCUAUUGUUAACCUGCUAAGAUUUGUGAAAACCAAUCACCAGAAGGCAGAGAGGCUAACAGCUUUACCUCAGACUGACAAAUACUUCCCAGAGAAAAUGUACUCAGAGAAAGCAGCUUCACAAAGACGGAUUUCAGCAAAGUCUUCUGAAAAGAAGAAGAGCACGUUUGUUAAAACACCUUUGCAGAGAAGCCUAACCCCUCCUGCCAGAGUACAUGGUGAGAUCACCUGUGCUCACAAGCCUCUUCAUGGAUAAAACCUGUGCUGGCUGGAUCCAAACCAGUUCCAGUUGUGUCCUGUGGUAGUGUCACUGAGUACAGCAAAGAUGACGAAAGCGCAGACCUUAAGUAAAUGUUCAGGAACCUAAAUGCAGCCUGAGUUUGCCAAUCCAAAUGAAAAGACAGGGGAAUUGCUUUUAAAAUUCCUCUAAUUUGGAAGAUGUCAGAUAGUAAAAA
Messenger RNA from Neopsephotus bourkii (Bourke's parrot), 2409 nucleotides. RefSeq names its product mitochondrial tRNA translation optimization 1 (gene MTO1). Lineage: Eukaryota; Metazoa; Chordata; Aves; Psittaciformes; Psittacidae. Gene Ontology annotation, molecular function: flavin adenine dinucleotide binding. The record is from RefSeq and is a predicted model, not a curated record. Gene Ontology annotation, cellular component: cytosol. Gene Ontology annotation, biological process: tRNA wobble uridine modification; tRNA methylation.